This is a messenger RNA of Leguminivora glycinivorella, 1942 nucleotides long. RefSeq lists its product as uncharacterized. The record is from RefSeq and is a predicted model, not a curated record. The transcript has 2 exons. Lineage: Eukaryota; Metazoa; Arthropoda; Insecta; Lepidoptera; Tortricidae. Bases 187 to 1410 code for a protein of 407 amino acids.
UUGGUUUUAUAGUAGAAAAAAACAAUAUCGACCUCUAGGUAGCUCAAACAGCACAAGCCAAGUUCAAUAAAUUCUUUUCACCAUUUUUACUAUGGUGUUUGUUUGUGUAAUUAUUUUCUAGUUUUUAUUAAAUAAACACUACAUUUUGACUAACAACGACAAUAGUGAAGUAUACUAAAAGUGAAAAUGGCUAAAGUGGAGCAACCUAUGUUGAUAUUGCCCAAAAAACGCAAUGGCAAAAAACAAAAUUCGAUAACCGGCCAUGUAGACCACAUAAUUACUGUACAGGGAGCUGAGACUGAUUUGCCAACCAAAUACAAGAACGGCCUGUCACCAGUCACGGAACAUGUUGUCAAUGGAAUCAUACACUCUACCAUGGAGGGUCUCAAGUCCAACAUGAAAAUCAACCUACCCAUCAUAACUGAUGUCAAUGAUGAAGAUAUCAAUGACUCUAACAUAGAGACUGAACCACAGAAGUCACAAACUUCCCAAAAAAAUGGUUAUCAAGCCCUUUCCAUGAUGAACAGCCGAGAAAUCAUUGAUUUGUCUCCAAUUUAUGAGAACUCUUCAGAUGCAUGUUCAAGCCAUGAUGAUCUCGGAGAGGUUAAUGAUGAAAUACAGAAAAGCUGCAAGUUUCUGAAUGAACAUAAUGAGAGUUCCUCUGCUACUCCCAACAGCAUGUCUCAAACCCAAUCUGAAAAUAGCUUUGAAAUGGGUCCACUCACUGACAGUCUCAAAAAUAGUGCCAAACGAAAAAAGCGAGUCAACAUUGUGCAAGAAAUAAUUGAAACUGAGAAUACUGAUACAGAGAUCACAGCUUUACGGAUUGAGUCAGAAGGUUCUACACCAGACUGCUCUCUGACAGACUAUUCCAGAGAAUCCUAUUUGACCAUGACAGGGACGAUAAAAAGAGGAAAGAAGAAGGGUCAAAAUGUUGAUGUGAAACUGAAUAUUUCUCGAGAAGAACUUGAAAUCAUUGAAGCAGCCAUUGUUGCAGAGGAGUAUAACAAGAUGGACAUAUCGAAAUGCUCAGUGUACAAUGGUCCGCAUAUUUUUCUGUUCAGUCUCCUAUGUAUACCAUUUGUGGCUUGUGUGUCUGCAUUGUACUCUUUUUACAUGGGCACAAUAACUUGGUACAACAUCUUUACGCAUGUUACUGAGGAUCUGAAUUGGGUGAAGAAAGCAAUGUUGGCACCAAUAGUGAUACUGUCUUAUCCAUUUUUGAUAGUGAUUUUUACUGUAGGCCUUGGCUUGUAUGCAGGUAUUGUGCAACUGACAUUCAGUGGAGGGAAUUGGUGGAAGGAUGUGUGUGAUUUUGAGAAAGGUUUUUAUGGGUGGCUCUGUAACACUUUGGGUAUGUCAGAGUGUAGCCCUUACGAGGUAGUUAUACUUAUGGAUGUCAAGCCAUAGAUUAUAAAUAGGCUCUCUUCAGACACUAGGAACAUAUUAUACUGCUUAUUUUUAAGGCAUGAUUAUAAACAUACACCAGCAAAGUGCAGUUGACUGAAAAGGGCUAGAACAUAGUAAAUAGCUUUUUGUAUUGUAGGAAUAAAAUUGAGUGAUGUUGUAAGCUAUGUGUUACACAUUGUUGUGUAUUGUAAAGUGAGUAAUUAACAUUUAAAUGCCAAAAGGAUGGUUCAGAGGCCAGAUUUUUAAACUAUCUACAGCUUCAUACACUUGAAUUUUUGCUGUUCUAGAUUCAAUUUUUAAUGUAUGCAACUUUGCUAAAAAUUGCCGAAUAGAAAAUACUGCCAUAUAAAUCUCAUAGUAUGUAAGUUGACUGAUGUAUUCUAGUUUUAAGUAAUAUUUACAAUAAUUUUAUUUUAUACAAGGAGUAUCAACUGAGUUUAAGUUAGCUAAAAGUAAUAUAUUUACUUUAAUUUUAAAUUACAUAGGAUCUUAUGUUAUUCAUAUUAUCUUCCAUUUCUAGAGACAUAAAUUU